Messenger RNA from Enterobius vermicularis (human pinworm), 3744 nucleotides. The record is from the annotation of a GenBank genome assembly. Lineage: Eukaryota; Metazoa; Nematoda; Chromadorea; Rhabditida; Oxyuridae.
AUGACACGGAAAGACGAAAUAUUCAACGCGAUAUGCGAAACUGCAAAGCAACGGAUCAUGGUUAUAGAUGGAGCGAUGGGAACGAUGAUCCAACGUGAAAAACUAGUUGAAGAAGAUUUUAGGGGGAAUAUACUUCAGGAUCACCCAAAACCGCUGAAAGGUAACAAUGAUUUACUGUCAAUGACAAGACCUGACAUCAUUUACAAAGUCCACAAAAAGUACUUGGAUGCUGGUUGUGACUUUAUCGAAACUAACACGUUCAGUUCGACGACUAUUGCACAAGCGGAUUACGGGUGCGAACAUUUGGUUGAAGAGCUUAAUCGUCAAUCAGCAAAGCUAGCUCGAAGAGCAGCAGAUGAAGUUACCAAUGAAACUGGUAUUAGAAGAUUUGUAUGUGGUUCCAUAGGGCCUACUAAUAAAACACUGUCGAUUUCUCCUUCAGUCGAGAGACCUGACUACCGUAAUAUAACAUUUCAAGAGUUAGUAACAGCUUAUAAGGUGCAGGCAAAAAAUCUUAUUGAUGGAGGAGUGGAUGUUCUUCUUGUUGAAACAGUUUUUGACACAGCAAACGCAAAGGCCGCACUUUUUGCUAUACGUUUACUUUUUGAAGAGGAAGGUCUACCCGAAAUUCCUGUCUUUUUGUCUGGAACGAUUGUUGAUUUGUCUGGAAGGACUUUAUCUGGUCAAACUGAAGAAGCCUUUUUAAUCAGUACAUCGCAGGGCCAGGCUUUAGCCAAAGGUCUUAACUGCGCGUUAGGAGCUAAGGAAAUGCGUCCUUUUAUCGAAACGGUCUCAAAAAAUACGACGUCAUUAGUCAUUUGCUAUCCAAAUGCUGAAUACGAAGAGACUCCAGAAAAUAUGGCAAGGAAUAUCUUAUCGUUUGCGGAAGACGGCUUUGUAAAUAUAGUGGGUGGAUGCUGUGGUACUACGCCCGAACACAUUAGGGCGAUAGCUGAUAUUGUAAAGGGAGUAAGACCUCGAAUUCCACCCGAGUCUGUACACAGCGGUUUAAUGGCACUAUCGGGGCUUGAACCCAUGUUCAUUGGGCCGCACACAAAUUUUGUAAAUAUCGGCGAGAGGUGUAAUGUUGCCGGAUCUCGACGAUUUUGCAACUUGAUAAAGAAAGAUGACUAUGAGGCAGGAAUUAAGAUAGCCCGCGAGCAAGUGGAUAAUGGAGCACAGAUUCUUGACGUUAACUUUGACGAUGGGCUUUUGGACGGUCCUCAUGUUAUGGGAAAGUUCUUACGUUUCUUGUCAUCAGAACCAGAUGUUGCUAGGGUCCCACUAUGCAUUGACUCUUCAAAUUUCGCUGUAAUUGUAGCAGCAUUGGAAUCCUGUCAGGGUAAAUGUAUCGUUAAUUCUGUUUCGCUCAAAGAAGGGGAAGAAGUUUUCCUGAACCAUGCAAAAACAGUUAAACGUUAUGGAGCAGCACUCAUUGUCAUGGCUUUUGAUGAAGAGGGCCAGGCAACCGAUGUAGAAAAAAAGUUUCAAAUUUGUAAAAGAUCCUAUAAGUUACUAGUUGAAAAAGCUGGCUUUGCUACUAGUGAUAUAAUAUUUGAUCCAAAUAUUCUGACCAUUGCCACCGGCAUGAGUGAACAUGCAACGUAUGCAAUUAAUUAUAUGGACGCUGUAAAACUCAUUAAGGAGCAUCUUCCUGGUUGUUUCGUUUCUGGUGGUAUCUCAAACUUGUCUUUUUCGUUCCGUGGAAUGGAUCAGAUCAGAGAGGCUAUGCAUAGCGUGUUUUUAUUCCACGCUAUCAAAGCGGGGUUGGAUAUGGGUAUUGUUAACGCGGGUGCUCUGCCAGUUUAUUCUGAUAUCCAGCCAGAUCUUCUUCAACUUUGUGAGGACCUGAUAUGGAACAAAGAUCCUGAAGCGACUGAAAAGAUGCUAGCUCUUGCACAUAACCUGAGACUUAAAGGCAAGAAAACAAUUGCUGAAACGUCUUCAUGGAGAAGCUUAGAUGUUGAAAAGCGAAUUGAAUAUGCGCUAGUUAAGGGUAUUGAUGAAUACAUAGUCGACGAUGUAGAGGAGGCAAGAACGAAUACCACAAAAUAUCCGAGGCCUCUGAAUGUUAUAGAACAACCGUUGAUGUCAGGAAUGGCUGUGGUGGGAGACUUGUUCGGCUCGGGAAAGAUGUUCUUGCCUCAGGUAAUUAAAUCGGCCAGAGUUAUGAAAAAAGCUGUCGCUCAUCUUAUUCCUUUUAUGGAGGCAGAUAAGAAGAAAAAUAUUUCAGAAGGUUCAUCGCAGCUUGAGGACAUCUACCAAGGUACAAUGGUGUUGGCAACAGUCAAAGGUGAUGUUCAUGACAUUGGAAAAAAUAUAGUAGCUGUUGUCCUCCGCUGUAAUAAUUUUAGGGUGAUUGACCUCGGGAUUAUGACUCCAUGUGAAAAGAUUAUCAAGACCGCUAUUGAGGAAAAAGCUGACUUUAUUGGUUGUUCUGGUUUAAUAACGCCUUCACUUGAUGAAAUGAUACAUGUUGCCCGAGAAAUGGAAAAAACAAAACUAGGAAUUCCACUACUUGUUGGUGGUGCUACAACUUCAAAAAUGCACACUGCAGUUAAACUCGCUCCUUGCUAUGGUCAGCCUGUUAUUCAUUGUUUAGAUGCUUCAAAAACGGUCUUGGUCUGUUCUUCAUUAUGUGACAAAAAGAUUCGGGAAGAGUUUAUUGAAAGCAUAAAGGAAGAGUACGAAGAAGUACGGAAUGAGUAUUAUGAAUCAUUACGAGAACGCAGAUUUAUCACGCUUGAGACAGCUCGCAAACGGAAGUUGAUGAUAGACUAUAGUAAUUACUUACUCCAGUAUAAAAUGAUAUUUUCAGCAAAACCGAGUUACACUGGCACAAAGGCUUACCAAAAUAUUGACCUUGAAAAAAUUAUUCCUUUUAUUGACUGGAAACCGUUUUUUGAUGUCUGGCAAAUACGUGGAAAGUAUCCAAAUCGCAAUUACCCCCGUAUAUUUGAAGAUUCAAGUAUUGGAGCGGAAGCAUUAAAACUUUUUAACGAAGCGCAAGAAAUGCUAGGAACAAUAGUUCGUGGCCAAACUAUAAAAGCUUCUGCUGUAGUGGGAUUUUUCCCGUGCUCAGCUUUCGGGGACGAUAUAUUUAUAUUUGACCCGAAAUCCAAAUUGCAUUGUGCAACGUUACAUGGCUUGCGUCAGCAAAGUGAUAGGACAGAGAGCCAGCCAUGUCUUUGUAUAUCUGAUUUUGUUGCACCUGGAGAUGGCACCUGUCCAACGGACUAUAUCGGAGCGGUGGCUUGUACUGCAGGUAUAGGAGUGAAAGAACUUUGCGAGAAAUACGAAAAAGAAUAUGAUGACUACAAAAGCAUAAUGAUAAAAGCGCUGGCAGACCGACUUUCUGAAGCUUUAUCGGAGUACUUGCAUAUGAAAGUCCGAAGGGAGUUUUGGGGUUACUCAAGCGAGGAAAAAAUAUCACCUGCAGAUAUGAUCAGCUUAAAUUAUUGCGGAAUCCGACCUGCGCCUGGAUAUCCUACUCAGCCCGACCAUACUGAAAAGCUAAUUGUGUGGGACUUGUUGAAAGCUGAAGAAUUGGCUGGGAUUAGAUUAACUGAAGGUCUUGCCAUGGAUCCUGCAUCGUCCGUUUCUGCUCUCUACUUCUCACAUCCAGACUCUCAGUAUUUUGCUGUUGGGAAAAUUGAUAGGGACCAGGUUAAUGAUUAUGCGCUAAGGAAGAAAUUAAGUGUUCAGGAAAUAGAAAAAUGGCUAGCACCGAUAUUAGGAUAUUAA